Messenger RNA from Pistacia vera, 1044 nucleotides. RefSeq names its product DNA-3-methyladenine glycosylase. Lineage: Eukaryota; Viridiplantae; Streptophyta; Magnoliopsida; Sapindales; Anacardiaceae. Gene Ontology annotation, biological process: base-excision repair. The record is from RefSeq and is a predicted model, not a curated record. Gene Ontology annotation, molecular function: DNA binding; alkylbase DNA N-glycosylase activity.
GUGGCGGUUUAGGUUUUGGGUGAUUUUGUCAUUUUUCAAGACUUAUUGGAGUGUACUUUUUUAAGCUAAACCUUGGGGUUGAAAAAUAUCCUUUAUAAGUCAUAACUAUGUGGUAUAAUUUGAAAGUACCACUAGUUUUAGAAAAUGAUAAAAAGACCCUAAGCCAUGAAGUUAUGGGUAACAACUAUUGUUCAAAUACCCGCCAAAACGUUUACUCGUCAGUCCGAGUUGAAAUGAAGCGAACUCAGCGAUUCAAACGUGUCGCAAGCUUAAAACCCGAUAAACCCAUUUCAACAACAACCGGUUCAGGCCAUGACUCGGAUACUCGGACGAGUCGCCGCUCCAAAUCAGUGACCAUUAGGUCCACUUCCGCCAAAUCCAAAAUCAACUCGGUUCCCAACUCAGUUCCAUCGUUUGAGAAAAUGACGAUUAUGCCCCCUCUGUUCUUUCAAGUUGAUGCUCUUGAUCUUGCGCCUCGUUUGCUUGGGAAGUUUCUGAGGAGAGACGACGUCGUUCUCCAGAUUACUGAGGUAGAAGCUUAUAGGCCAAAAUCAUGCCAUGGUAGAUUUAGAAUUACAGCAAGAACAGCCCCAGUUUUUGGUAAAGGAGGGCAUGCAUAUGUCUAUCUUUGCUAUGGUCUGCAUACAAUGCUCAAUGUUGUUGCUGAUAAGGAAGGAGUUGGGGCUGCUGUUUUAAUCCGAUCCUGUGCCCCCAUGAGCGGGUUGAAGACCAUUCAGCAGCGUCGAGGACAAAUAACUGAGAAACCUGUUCUUCUCACUGGUCCUGGAAAGGUUGGACAAGCUCUAGGAAUUUCUACAGAUUGGUCUAAUCAUCCCCUUUACAUGCCCGGUGGUUUAGAGCUCUUAGAUGGUCCAGAGCCUGAGAAGAUAUUGACUGGUCCUCGUGUUGGCAUCGAAUACGCCUUACCUGAGCAUGUUAAUGCCUUGUGGAGAUUUGCUAUUGCUGAUACACCUUGGAUAAGUGCUCCUAAAAACACACUGAGGCCUCCAUGAUUUUGGAUUCUUGGCGGCAAGGAAUUCUAUG